Paramisgurnus dabryanus is the source of this 3209-nucleotide messenger RNA. It is a transcript of the gene lhcgr, whose product is annotated as luteinizing hormone/choriogonadotropin receptor. The record is from RefSeq and is a predicted model, not a curated record. NCBI's taxonomy places the organism in Eukaryota, Metazoa, Chordata, Actinopteri, Cypriniformes, Cobitidae. Gene Ontology annotation, biological process: phospholipase C-activating G protein-coupled receptor signaling pathway; luteinizing hormone signaling pathway; hormone-mediated signaling pathway. Gene Ontology annotation, molecular function: G protein-coupled peptide receptor activity; luteinizing hormone receptor activity. Gene Ontology annotation, cellular component: plasma membrane.
GUGCGUAGCCUACUGGGUGGAUUUGUGGGCGCGCUCGCGCACUCUCAGACUAUUUCUUUAGUUUAUGAUGCGCAUUAUGUUUUUUUUUUGUGGUUAGACUCAAAAUUUACAGUGAAGUAUCUCCGCUACACCACAGCGGGUUAUCUUUACGCUCUUUCGCUUAAGGUGCCACAUUAGCAACAUUGGAGGUGCUACAUGGUAACGUUAAUAAACUAAUAAAAAUGUAAAACACGUUUAUUUUCCGCGCGCUCUCCAGACUGAAACCAGUGGAGAGGUAGAAGAAGAUUUAAGAGUUUAAAGAGCGCGACACAGACGGAGCACGAGACAAUGUGGAGCUCUCAUCUGCUGCUCAUUUUUGCUCUCUCCAUGCCUUUCUGCGGCGGAGUUUGUUUCGUGUGUCCGGAUAUCUGUCGUUGUUCACCGAAGAGUAUCACCUGCAACAGUGCCACAGAGACGGGCAAGACCAAGAGCAAACUAGCCUUGAACUACUUCUCAAUGAAAACCAUCAACAGUCGCACCUUCGAUGGCCUAAAAGGAGUACAAAGAAUUGAAAUCUCCCAGAGCAUCUCGCUGGAAACCAUAGAGGAGGAAGCCUUUAACAACCUUCUGAAUGUCUCUGAGAUCUCAAUUCAAAACACACGGAGCCUGAUUCACAUCCAUCAGCGUGCGUUCAAUCACCUGCCUAAGCUGAGAUAUCUGAGCAUUUCCAACACAGGCAUAACUGUGUUCCCUGACCUGACCUCCAUCUUCUCCCUGGAGUCCCAUUUCAUACUGGAUAUUUGUGAUAAUCUCCACCUUCGGACAGUCCCACCGAACGCUUUCAUCGGAAUGACGAGUGAAUACAUAACAAUGAAUCUUUUUAACAACGGAUUUAGAGAAAUUGAGAGUCAUGCUUUCAAUGGAACGAAAAUAGACAAGCUGGUGUUAAAGAACAACAAAGAUCUACGAAGCAUCCAUGAAGACGCUUUCAAAAUAGCCUUUGGUCCAACUGUACUUGAUGUUUCAUCCACGUUGUUGGAGUCGCUUCCCUCUUAUGGUUUAGAGGAUGUAAUGAUUCUGAUGGCUCGUUCAGCUUUUGCUUUAAAGAGAUUGCCUCCACUGAAGGGAUUGAACAGCCUGAAAGAAGCCUACUUGACCUAUCCAAGCCACUGCUGUGCACUGCUCAACUGGGACUCCAACAGGGAAAGUUCUGCUAUUGCUGCUUUGAGAAAUGGAUCGUCACACUGUGGAGACCACGAUUCUUCAGCAAAGAGUUUGACUGACACCGUCGCUGGAUUCAUAUCAGCCGAGGAAACCUUUGGAAGUCUAGACUUUAAUUAUCCAGAGCUAGACUUGUGUCAGCGCCGACCGGCCCUACUUUGUAGUCCUGAGGCGGAUGCCUUUAACCCGUGCGAAGACAUCGCAGGUUUCGGCUUCUUGAGGGUUGCUAUUUGGUUCAUCAAUGUCUUGGCCAUUGUCGGUAACCUGACGGUAUUGCUUGUGAUAUUUACAAGCCGCUGUAAGCUGAGCGUCCCGAGAUUCCUCAUGUGUCACCUGGCCUUCGCCGACCUCUGCAUCGGGGUGUAUCUUCUCAUGAUCGCCACCGUGGACCUCAGGACCCGCGGACACUACAGUCAGCACGCUAUCGAGUGGCAGACAGGAGUGGGUUGCGGCAUUGCCGGGUUCCUCUCGGUGUUCGGAGGCGAGUUGUCCAUCUACACGCUGUCCACCAUUACCGUGGAGCGCUGGCAUACCAUCACUCACGCUUUGAGGCUGGAGCGACGCUUGGGGCUAAGUCACGCUUCUGCUAUAAUGGUUGUCGGCUGGCUGCUGUGUCUAGCCAUGGCUCUGUUUCCUCUGAUGGGUGUAAGCAGCUACAGCAAAGUGAGCAUGUGUUUGCCAAUGGACAUCGAGACUCCCUUAUCCCAGGCCUACAUCAUCCUCCUGCUUCUUUUUAACGUCGGAGCGUUUCUGGUGAUUUGCGGCUGCUACAUAUGCAUUUACUCCGCCAUCCGUAACCCUGAGUUCCCCGGUCGGGCCGCGGACACCAAGAUCGCCAAGCGGAUGGCCGUGCUCAUCUUUACCGAUUUUCUGUGCAUGGCACCGAUCUCGUUUUUCGCCAUCUCAGCAGCAUUUAAGGUUCCACUGAUCACUGUGACCAACUCCAAGAUCUUGCUAGUGCUCUUCUACCCCAUCAACUCCUGUGCCAAUCCUUUCCUCUAUGCCAUCUUCACCAGGGCGUUCAGGAAAGACGCUUGCAUUCUACUGAGUUCCAUGGGCUGUUGUGAGAGCGAAGCCAACAUGUACCGGAUGAAGACGUACUGCUCAGAUAACAUCAAUAGGAGCAAAAGCAGUUCUGGUUCAAAUGCGAACACCAAAGCCCCUCGUGCUGUCGUGUGGAUGUCCACGUUUCCCCAUCUGGGACCGCAAUCGCAUCUGCAAGGAGUCUAGAAGAAAUGUUACAGAGACAUUUCCUGUGAUCCUCAUUGGGUCAAGAGACUCCAGAGAAUCUAAUUUAUCACUGUAAUAUAUUUUAUGGGACAUUUAAGUGCCAGGUUUUUCUGGUUCUGCCCUUGAACUUAGCUGAGUUUGCAGUGACAGACUCAGGCAAGAUGAUAGUGUCAUUUCUUUUACAUUUCUGAAAGCAUUGAUUUGUAAUUCAGAAGAUGGGCAUUGAAGAUGGAUUUUGAAGAUAGUACCCAAAUGGGUAGAAUGCGUCAAAAAGCAGAUGACGGGCAUAUUAUGUGACAGGUUUUACAAGGUCUUUCAUUGUUCCACUUGUUAUUUGUUAUAAGUGGGAAGCAUCAGUCUAGUUUUAAAUUUUUCUUUUUUAGUGCUGUUUACAUACAUGAACCAUUUUCCUUGUAGUGAGAGAUAUGAUGUACCUGAAUACUGUGUCAUUCCAUGUUAAACUGAAUUUUAUUUCAAUUUGUUUAUUGUGGAAAAAAUAUACAUCUCUUCUUCAAGAAUUAUUGUUUUUGUAUGCAGAAAUUUACAUGACAACUUUUUUAAAUGUUCAAUGAGUUAACUUAUUAAAGUUGUGUAAUCCAUCCCAGAUGUUUGAAGAAAAUAUUCCAGUCUGAUUUUUCAGUUGUUUUUAUAUAGCAUGAAAGUGCGCCACACUGUGGACAAAAGUGAUAUUUCUGAAGUCUAUUUGUCCCCCUUUUAGUUCCCCUUUCUUAUAAAUUCCUCCUCCGUUGUAAUCUUUGAAGUCUAAUAAAAGAUUAAAG